AUGGUUGUCCUCGCUGCCUCCAUCUGCACCCGAGGCGGGAAAGCUGUCCUCUCGAGGCAGUUCCGUGAGAUGCCCAGAUCACGCAUCGAGGCCCUCCUCGCAUCCUUCCCCAAGCUUGCCGACUCGGGCACUCAGCACACCACCGUCGAACAGGACAACGUUCGCUUUGUCUACCAGCCGCUCGACGAACUCUACAUGGUCCUCAUUACCAACCGCCAGUCCAACAUCCUACAGGACAUCGAUUCGCUCCACCUAUUCGCGCAAGUCGUUACCAGCACCUGCAGGAGCUUGGACGAAAGGGAGAUCCUGAAGAAUGCCUACGAAUUACUGAGCGCCUUUGACGAAUUGGUCUCCCUAGGCUACAGGGAAAAUCUCACCAUCAGUCAAAUCAAGACCUUCCUGGAGAUGGAAAGCCACGAGGAGCGGAUCCAGGAGAUCAUCGCACGGAAUAAAGAACUAGAAGCGACCGAAGAGCGCAAGCGCAAGGCGAAGCAGCUGGAGUUGCAACGAAAGGAAUCUGCAAGGAGCGGACGUCCCGGUGUGCCACGAACACCAGUGUAUCCAACCUACACCCCGCCUACUCGGCCCACGCCUGCAGACACGUACGAUUCCUACGAAGCGGAGAAGAAUAAGUCGGCGCAUAAGACGACUAUAAUGAAAGGCAAGGGAAUGCAGCUGGGCAAGAAAUCAAAGACCACAGAUAUGUUCGAGCGCGUUCGAGGUGAUAUGGGUGCGGAAGUAGACGAUUCGCCUCUCGUGCAGCCCACUCCUGCGCCAGCAGCAGAACCCUCCGCUCCGCGCGUGUCGUCUACCUUGGAUCGCGAUGCUAUCCAUGUCACCAUCAACGAGUCUAUCAGCGCGAAAUUAUCGAGAGAGGGAUCGGUCAAUUCUUUGGCCAUCACCGGCGACUUGACUCUGAGGAUAUCCGACCCAAGCUUAACCAAGAUCAAGCUCAACCUAGCCGCGAACGCAUCACACGGCGCCCAAUUCCGUACCCACCCUAAUGUUGAUCGUGGGCUCUUUGCAAGUUCCAAGGUCAUCCAGAUGAGCAAUGUAGCACGGGGCUUCCCCGUGAAUAACGCCGUCGGCGUACUGAGAUGGCGAGCUACACCGAAGACGGACGACACGAGUGCUCUGCCUAUUAGCUUCACGGUGUGGGUGAACAAGGGCUCGACCGGCAACUUUACGAUAACAGUCGAGUACGAACUCACUGGAGGCGAUGGCCUCAAGGAUGUUUCUGUAGUCAUUCCGUACGCUACAAGCGAGCCGACCGUGUCCAGUUUCGAUGCCAUCUACGAAGUGUCCGGAGACAGCCUCGAGUGGACGAUUGGGACCAUCGACGAAGAUAACGCCAGUGGCUCUUUCGAGUUCGAUGCGGAGGCCGAUGACGAAAACGAAUUCUUCCCCAUGCAAGUGCGAUUCUCGAAGACGACGCCGUUCGUUGACGUCGAAGUCGCAUCGGUUCUCCUGGUAGAAGAAAACGAAGAGGUAACGUUCUCUAAGGAUAUCAAGUCGGUGGCGGAUUCGUACUUGGUCGAGUACGAAUCGCGGCUCGACCCCCCGCCGCACGACGGUCUCCUAACUUACAACCCCAGCAUAGAGCUCUUUGCUGGUGCCGCCGGGCCCGCGUCGCUGCAGAUAUGGAGAUCCAACGGCCAGGUCGUGACGAAAAUCAGCCAGCGCGGUGAACGGGAUACCGUUGAUGCUCUCCGUUGGAAAGCCGACGGGCAGUUCCUGGCUGUGGCGUGGAGCGAUGGCAUAGUUCGGUUGAUGGGCCUGGAAACCAACAAGGCUGUCCAUCAGAUACCAGUAUGUGCGCCGGGCAAGUCCAAGAUCACUUGCAUCGGCUGGGCACGCAACAAUGCAGGGAAGCGUCCCAACCCGCCCACCACAUCGUCUACUACGUUCUGGGAGGACGCUUUAGCUCGAGAGCUUUUCCCCGGCGGCAGGAAAACGACGAUAGACCUCCCUCGCGAGCUGACUUUUCUCGAAGUCGAGACUGCUCUGCCUAAACUUGGCCCUCUACCUGCUUCAGGGGGAUCAGGCGACGAUAUGUUCGUGUUCACCACGAGGGCCUCGUUGGAGUUUCUAUUCCAGCCUUUCUCCCCUCAAGAUAGUGACAAGGUUGAUGUUAUGCUCAUCGGUACAGACGACGGGCAAGUUCAUGUCAGCAUCUACGAUUCGUUUGUCAUUGGGUCGUUCAAAUGUGCCCUGCCGCUGUCUUUUGGGAAGGAUACUGUCGCCAUACAGCUACUCCACCAUACCUCGCAUCCCGACUUAUCCACGCACGUGCUGGCCUUUAAGCCUUCGGGGCAGGACAAAAGCACUUCGCUGUACCUUGUUCCUAUGGAUCUGACAUUCGUAUACUCGUCGCCGGUGAAUUUGUCCCUGCUGGCCUCCAAAACCACAACCCUACAGAAGCUACUGAGAUACGUCAAGCAGGUGCAGAUGCACAUGAUGCACGAGUGGCAGUCAACUCGUGAACUUCCAACUAGAUUUCUCAAUAGUAUCAACGAGACGUUGCGGGAGUCGAAUAAAUAUGGCGAAAUGACUAUCGGGCAAGCGAUGUACCACUCGGUCGUGACAGGCCACACAUUUCCGGAAGUCCAGGAGUGGUUGGUCGAUCAGUUAGCAGAGCGGGGCCACAGGCGGUGGGAUAAAGCGGUCGUGUCGGGGCUCCAGGCGCUCCGGAGCCUUGUCCACGAGAACUUCUUGCCGGCCCUUGAGCGCAUCGGCAUCAUCCUUAGUCGUCUCCUCGGUAUCGCGCGCUUCCACGAGUCAAAAGCCGAGAUCGGAUUUUCCAGCGCGCAGAUUACCAGAAUAAUGGGCAUCGUGUCCUGUCUGAUGUUGGUAGGGAACAAGAUCCUCCUCUUCGUUAUGGAGGAACUGGAGUUGUUCCAGUGCUUCUCAACUUGGCUUCGACACGAGAUUGAUAGGUUGGCUUCAUCGUCGUCAUCGUCCGAUGAGCUAUCCGAAAAAGAGGCCACCAUGGAGCAUGGAAAGAUUCUAGCCUAUAUACAACAGUAUUUGGCCGCGAGCCCUCUACGAUUUCACCUUGAUGCUAUAGCUGCCAACCAUUCAGAGAAAGGCCGGCAGCAAGCCGAAAGUGGCAGCGCUCUCUUGGAAUUACUCACCAAGCAGCUCAAGAAGCAGGAGUCCGGGCAACCGGACGAAAGCGUAUUCUCGCAGAUCGAAUUCCUGUGCGGAUACCUGAGGGACAAGGCCGAAGCAAUCUUCAACGGCAUCGCCGAGGCGGAAAAGCGAAGCUCGAUAUACGUAUUCCGUACGAGCAUGGACGUGCUCAAUGGGAUCAGCGGCCCCGUCACGACCGACGCCACGAGUAUAGUCCUGGGCGGUGGGAAAGUGGUUGAUCUGAAAUUCUUAUAUGACAGUUUACUCGUCUUGUGGCUUUCUCCCGACCGGCAGCAGUUGCGGCUCAUCCGCGUGCCACACAAGUCCGAAGACCUAGGGUACCGCGCCUAUUCCCGGGGGAAUGAGCCGGUAGACGCGAGCGCGGAGAGGGUGACGCCAGUCCACGUCCUCAGCGACGAGCAGGUCGCCAGCGCCUUCGCGAACGCGGUGGUGCCGCCGGAGCCGGGCUUCACGCCGGCGCAGAUGGAGGUCAGGGAGGCGAGCUCCGAGCGCGGCAAGCUGCCGGCCCGGAUCUGCCUGCUCGGCGCCGACGCGCGUACGUAUCGGGUCUUUGCGCUGCCAGAGGACGGCCCGUUUGGGGAGGCUGCCACGAGUUGA
Messenger RNA from Durotheca rogersii, 3750 nucleotides. RefSeq names its product anaphase-promoting complex, cyclosome, subunit 4-domain-containing protein. The transcript is spliced from 12 exons. Gene Ontology annotation, biological process: Golgi localization; retrograde vesicle-mediated transport, Golgi to endoplasmic reticulum; endoplasmic reticulum to Golgi vesicle-mediated transport. Gene Ontology annotation, molecular function: protein binding. The coding region runs from base 1 to 3750 and encodes 1249 amino acids. The record is from RefSeq and is a predicted model, not a curated record. Lineage: Eukaryota; Fungi; Ascomycota; Sordariomycetes; Xylariales; Xylariaceae. Gene Ontology annotation, cellular component: COPI vesicle coat; cytosol.